AUGUUUACUGUUACUGAGGUCAGCCCAGAUGUGUGUGAUUCAAUUUAUACAGUUGAUAGAGAUUUGAAUGUUGAAUUUGAAGAACCUAUUGGAUAUCAACAGAAAGUUGAAAGUGAGAGAACUGUUACUAAGUAUUUGGAGAUGGGAAAAAUUACGGAUAAUGUAAUAGAGGUAAAGUGUAAUGGAUGUACUUUAUUUACUGAUUUUGAUCAAUUAAGUAAAGAGUUUAAUAUCAAAUAA
Molecule: messenger RNA, 240 nt
Organism: Hepatospora eriocheir
Lineage: Eukaryota; Fungi; Microsporidia; Hepatosporidae
Source: the annotation of a GenBank genome assembly